Molecule: messenger RNA, 5162 nt
Organism: Ananas comosus (pineapple)
Lineage: Eukaryota; Viridiplantae; Streptophyta; Magnoliopsida; Poales; Bromeliaceae
Exons: 4
Coding region: 1058-4801 (1247 amino acids)
Source: RefSeq, a predicted model, not a curated record
UCUCUUUUUCUGUGUAUGUGUGUGUAGAUCUCUCUUUGCAUAUCCUUCAAUAUUCCCUCCCUUGAUCAUCUGCUUAAACACUGGAUUUGUGGGCAGCUCCUUCUUCUGAUUUGCUUGUGUGAUUACUAAGUAUACCUAGGCAAGAACUUGAUCAUCUGGGGCUCUAUAUUAUGAUCUCUAUUACUGUUCCUCAAUUUUCCCCUCUCAUUUUUUUUUUUUUUUGCUUUUCCCCCUUUUGGUUUUUAUGCCAAAAUCUCAUGAAAUCAAAGCCUUAGUUGUUAAGUAUUCAUGUGAUUCUUUAUCCUCCCUUUCCUUCUCACUGCUUUGUGGCUUCUCCAUCAUCUUCCUUAGGAACUCCUCCUGCUAUUUCUACCUCUCUAUUUCCUAAUAAGAAAUUACUCAUGGGUUUUGCUUGUCCAAUGGGUUGUGCUCUCUUGCUCUCCCACAACCUUCCUAAAUUUCCUCCCUAUUAUGCUUUUGCUUGUUUCUUCUGCUCUCAUGGAAUGAUAUUUCAUGUAUUGGGUACACACAAAUUAAGCUUUUGUGUUAAUCCUCCUCUCCACCUCUUCCUUUUCUCUUUGUGAUCAAGGUUUAGUAGAGAUCUCUCUCUCUCUCUCUCUUCCUUUGCCCACAUAAAAUGACACUUCUGGAAGUUUCUACACAGCUGACCUUUGAUCUUCUCCCUAAUAUUUUGGGAACCCAUGAUUCCCUUUUAAGUUCCAUGAAGCCUGAUCCAAAAUCCAUAUCACUCAAUCCCUCAGAAAUAAAUCCAAUCCUCCAAGCCUACAUGGGUCUAAUCAGGUGAGGAGGGCAAAAAAGAAGAGGCAGUAGUGGUGGUUAUUUUCUCUCUCUCUCUGUCUCUCUCUCUCUCUAUCUCUCUUUCUCUCUCCUUGGUGAGGUGGUGGUGCUUUCUUUGUCACCUUGACUUGGUUCUUUGGGAUAUUAAGUCCUUUGUUAUGCUGGAGAUUAAGCAUCAGAUUAGGCCCAGCUGCAGUAAAGCUCUUGGGCUAGUACUAUUUCUGAAGGAUCUGGAAAAAAUAGAGAAGACCCUCCUCAGAUGUUAUCCAGUGAAAACCCUUCAGAGCCUUCAUGUUCCUCUAAUCCUUCACCACCACUGAGAUCUGAUGAUAAAGCCUCUGAAAAGCUUGGGUUCCAAGAGCCUGACCCAGUAGAGUCUGAGGACACACCUACUCCCAAUUUCUGCAUAAGGGAUUAUGUUUUCACAUCAAGGAGCAAAGGCGUCGCGACGAGUUGGCCGUUUGGUUCGCGAGUAUUGCAACUUUUUGUGAAGAAUGGUGUCGAAGAUCUACUCCCACCUUUCGAACCUCCCCGUCUGGUGAGAGCCCGUUCUUCCGCGAAAGCAUUUGAACCCCACAAACCGGUCAUUUGUUCAGAAGCUGCACAAAUCUCAGCCCAUUUAGAGUCGGUUGAGCCGAAAGAUGGCGACCCGGGAGACGGAGAGCGCAUAUCAGGCUCGCCGAUAAAUGGACUGACUGAGGAGCGUCCAGAUCAUGCUCAAAACCGUCUGCCUGAAGAUAACCAAGUUGGCAGUUUUGAGGAAAUUACUGAUCAAGAAAACGAGAUAUUGCCUGCAGUGACGAGUGAUGAUCAAGCUGGGAGAGUUCAAAGUAAGAUUAGAAAGCCUGUAAAUGAGAUAGAGGUUUCCGAACCUGUUGCGCCGCCCAAGAAGCUUCAAACUCCGCCCGAGAUUUCGGAAAAGAAGUGCAAAUUAGUAGUCAAAUUGGGUUCGAGUUCAGAUACCGGCCGAGCAGAAGACUUGGUUUCUAACUCCAGCACGGUUUCUGACCCGAUGGCUUCGAAGGUUUGCCCUGUUUGCAAAGUGUUUUCCUCCACGUCAAACACCACUUUGAAUGCUCACAUAGACCAAUGCCUCUCUAUGGAGUCGAACACCAAGGAAGUAGAAACAAAACUCUUGAAGCCGAGAGUUAAACCGAGGAAGAAGAGAUUGAUGGUAGAUGUUUAUGCCACGGCGGCCCAUUGCACUCUCGAGGACCUCGAUAAGAGGAACGGGACCAAUUGGGCUGCCGAAUUGGCUUUGCUCGCCGCAAGUAGCGAUUUACGGGUGGAAAGCCAAAAACCAGACCUGACGCCGGCCGAGUCUCGAAAUGUUGAAAGUGAAGGAGCAGUUUACGUCGACUCGAAUGGCAUAAAGCUUCGGAUUUUGUCUAAGUUUAAUGACGCACCGCCUGUGAUUUCGAGCGAGGAAUCCAGACCGGGGCAGGUUGAAAUGGAGAAGGCAAGCAAGAGUGUGUUGAUCAGCAAGGAAAAGCACUUUGGAGCCAAGUACUUAAAGGCGAAGAAGCUGAAGGUGAAAGGGAAGAAAUUUAAAUUUACCUCACUCAAGCUUUCAAAAGCCCGGAUUCAAGCAAAACCAGACGGAGACGGUCUUGUAGAUGCUCAUCAGAAGGAAAAAUCAUUAUCAGAUUUGCCAAAAGUUACAGGUAAAUCCAUGAGUUGUGGACCUGCGACUCUAAGGCAGUGGGUGUGUUCCAAAAGGUCGGGUCUUCCAAAAAAGCCGAACAACAAAGACGCCCGUAAAUCCUCGGAGGAUUCAGCACAUGUUACAAGGAAGUUGGCCGUAAGCAACCAUAUAGAGUCAGCUGACUCUCAUAUUGAUAAAGGCCACAAUACGAAAUUUUGUGGGUCAUCUGAGAUAACACCCACUCCUCCACAUGAUGCUUCUCCGAGGGAAGUGUCCCCAGAACCACCCGUCUCUAUCCCCAAGUGGUCAUCCAAAGCUGCUGCUUUAUCCAGUGGUCUACGGUUCAAGCUAUCUAGAUCGCCGGGAGCUUCUGCUUCUUUGCCAAGUAAAAAGACGGAGCAUAUUGGCAUCAGAGAUGUUCAAAAGUCCCAUAAAUCUUCUGUGGAGAAGAAUUUCCUAAAUAGGAGUACAUCGUUCUCAGUGGAAGCACAGAAGGGCGAUCUGAGCGAUUCACCGAGUACAUUUAGAAAGUUCCGUAAGCAAAGAACGGUAUUGAGGACUGGUAAACGGAAAACAGAAAUUUCAUCUGAUGGAACUGAAAAUACAUGCAAAAAACCUAGGGCCCAUCAAUCUGACGCCUUGGAGAGUGAGAUGCUGGCUUAUGAACAAAGAGAAGAUCAAAACAAUGAGGUGAACCCAGGAUUGGAGGCUGGAUGCCGUGAUGCUGAAGCUGAAAUGCAAGUCGAGGCUCCGGUCUCUAAAGAUGAUGUGAGUGAUUCUUCCGCAGAAAAGAUUAUCGUCAAUGAUCCUCUGAUUACUGAAUCCGUAAACUUGGAGACCCUAGAAUCAAAUUUGAAUGGUGCGUCGGAUGUUUGCCAAUCGGUGGAAGUUCAACUUCCUUCUCUCUCAGUAAGUGAGGCUCAUCGGGAAACAAUUGUGCGAGGAUCUUCUGAUAAAGUUAUCCCUGAAGAGACCCAUGUGUACAAGGACUUGGAAUUGGGAGCUGAGGAGGAAUCUUGUGCUUCUUUGACUAGUCAUGGUAAUAUGAGUCUUGAAACACCGCAAGAUAGUAAUUCGUCUAUAACCUCGAAUAGAGAAGCCUCUAAUCAAGACCACAGUUUGGCUGUAGAUGGAGAGCCCGCAGAAUCUCCUGUUUCGACCGCUUCGACUCUCUCUCUUCACUCAUCAAAGGACAGUAAAUUCAAGGAGUUGGAAUCCAACCCAUUUACAAAAUCAGCUGGCAUCCAAGAUAACGCGGGUUUAACACUGCCGUCAGGUGAAACCGUGAGAGUAACCGAAGGAACUGUGGAGAGAAUAAUCAAUCAGGAAGCUAAAGCAGUUCUCCCUUCGAAGGAGCAUGAGCAAUCUUCUAUUGAAAAGCCCUGUUGCUGCUCUUGUGGAGAAAGCCUUUUCAAAGAAUCUCAUACUCUCAGACAAAGUCCUGCCGCACUCGGAACAACAUUGACUUCUAAAGGGAAGCAGGUUCCCAGAUUAUAUAUUGGUCCGAGAAGCUCGUCUUCCUUUAGUUCUUACCAAAGUUUGAGAAGCAGCAAUACAUUGGCUAACUUGAGCUUCAACUCGGCUAAUCAGUCUGUUUCUGCAAAGGGUUCAUCCGAGUCAGCUCUAAAUGUCUCAGCUUGCAUCGAAGCUAGUUCGAACAGUCCAUCGUGUCAAACUCAACUCCCAUCGCCUUCAAAUCCUAUACUUAGAUUGAUGGGCAAGAACUUGCUGGUGGUGAAUAAGGAUGAAACUCUUCAACCUCAAACUCCAAAUUCAGAGUUUCUCUACAAUAUGAAUUAUAUGUCUCCUCUCGGUUUUGCACCCUCGGUCGGUUCAUUGAAGUCGGAAAAUUUCCAGUAUUAUAACAUGGGUGGAUCAGCAGUUUCGAGCCAGGCUCCACUAAUGUCUGCUUGGGCUCAAUCUCAGAACAAUUUUCUGGCUCAACCUUAUCGCAAUUCUCUACAGAAGCCGUAUGAGGAGCUCAGAGCACCCUCUCGAGUUCCGUCCACGAUGCAAGAAGUGAUAGUGAUAGACGACCCUCCUGAAGCUGCAGAAAGGCCCAAAGGUAGUUUCGUUAUGACUCAAACUGCUUCGCCGCAAGCAGCUUUUUCGGCAGCCAAUCCUGUGCUGGCAAGAUCAUUCCCUGUCUUUCCGAACCAGAAUCAGUUUGUGUUCAGGGACGCAUCAGGUGCGCCGAGACCCCUGCUGCCGAAUUUCUACCCGAGGGUGAGUUCAAGUUUGGUGAUGCCAGGGAGCACUUCUGAGGGCCAAAGUGCUUUCGUGCCGACCCCUUUUAUGUUCCAGCCUCCGACAGGUCACCCGAGCCCAUCGAUUUAUUACUCACAGACCUUACAUUAACCAGAAAGUUGUAUUCAGGUUACAGCCACCUACACAAACUAAGCCAGCCUUCGAUCUCGCCGCCGCCGAAUGUUCAGAAGCCAAAGGGGCUCCAACGGCCUUUCGAGCUAUACGAAGCUGCUGAGUAUCUAACUGUUCGAGUUUUUGAAAUAGGUUGCUUAUUUAUUUUGUUCUUGCAGAAAAUGCCUUGUUGGCUUUCCAUAGAAAAAAAAAAAAAAAAAAGAACCCCUCGUGCAAAAGUUUAAUAGUAGCUUUUCUCACAGUAUGUCAAUGUAAAAUUAAAUAAUCUGUGAAUCGAACUCUUUCCGCCAAAUUGACAAUAAGUUUCGUCCUGGCAACUUGUUUUUGGGCGCUUGCAUUG